AGGGCUACGGACCUAGGUGGCUCACCCCACACAGGGAUGCCUAUCUGUCCAGAGGUGGGGUCCAGGGUGAGAGCCUGAAAUCCAACCCUGUGUCUUUGGAAAAGUCUGGGGAAUUCUAACUCUCAUCUUGGCACUGGGAUAAGAACCAGACAGUGGAAGGUGUGCUUGAUCUGCAUGCUGUGAGGACCAGAGUCCUGGACUAGAUGGGCUAUGGACAUGCAAGUAUUCCGUUUGAGCCAGACGGUAACAGCCACUCCUUCUCCCUCCAGGACAACACUUCCUUUCUCAUCCUGAGGCCAAGUGCUUGACUAAAGCCCCUAAAAGCCAGGCAAUCACUUUGUGCCGCAGUUUUGAGUGUCCUCUUGUGGAAAGGAUUUAGGGAAAGGUGCAGUGACACACUUCCUCUCCCUUCUCUGGGGGAGGUAGGACAGGCCAAGGGCUCCUACUUCUUGGCUUAUAAAAUGUCUGGUCCAGGCUGGAUAGGUUGACUCCACAGCAGACUUAAUAAGGGAAGGAGGCACGACUGCUCCUUAUUAUUGAUUCAGAUGAAAGGGCUCAUGUGGAGGGCGGGGUAGGGUGGGAAGUGGGCUGACCCGCACAGCACCCCCUCCUACUUUCAGAGCUGUCUCCAUUUCCCCAUUUGUGGCCUGGGUACCCCUGGCAACUCGGAGUAGCUAGCAUUUCCUGGGUGAGCCUAGCCAGCAGGUGCACUCCCCAAAAUGGUUCAACUGAGAGGCAGUUUAUGGUUAUCCUGGCCAGCAAAUGGGGAGAUAGUGUCCAGGCUCUGCACCCUCUUUCCCAGUUCAGACAUUUCGAAUGCCUCUCAUGUCCUCCCCAGAGCAAGACAAUGUGACCAGCAUCUUGACCCCCAACCAGGAGUUGGAGGAACUGCAAUCUGGUGGAGACAUACCCCAAGCCAGCCUCUGUUCACCAACUGCUUACAAGGAUGAGGACACCAGACUCUGCUACGAGUUCUAUGCCAACUCCGUAGUCCUGGGAUGGCUCCAUACAGCUUGGGCUCACAUGGCUCAUCAUCCUCUUCUUGGCCUCAGUCAUACUGUCACUGGAUUGCCUAUCUCAGCCAUCUCCAGCAAUGGCAAAAUCAAGGCUGGCUCCUGUAUGAUUCAAUGUGCUUCAGAAAAUAGGACUGACAUGGGUGUGCAGAAUGGGAGCUGCCUGGGCGCAAAGUGCCAGUAUGGCUGGGAUUUCAGCAGUUGUCGAGAGCAAGGGUCCUGCCUCUAUGGGCUUUCUAAUCACUAUGAGGCCAUGAACAUGGUGUCUGCCUUUAGCCCUCUGAUGUCUGCUGGAAUCUUGAGUGCCACUCUGUUCUGUACCCUUUCCUGCUUUGUUUCAGUCCCUAAUAUCUUCCAGGCUAGUUGAGAUCUUAGCAAGAGGCUUGCAAGAGAAAGGAGAGAAUGUUAGUGGACAUGGUCAUCCCAAGUGUAUAAUUUUUGAGGAGGGGCAAAAGAGGGCUCAGUUCUCAGCAACUGGGAGUUAGAAGGUAACUUUGGGAGAUGGAGAUGACCGUGGCUGCCUAGCGUUUAAAGAGAUAAUCCAAGCCCACAUAGCAACAUUCAAAGUCUGCCUGUAAAUCAAGGGAAAGUAUGG
Molecule: messenger RNA, 1608 nt
Organism: Pongo pygmaeus (Bornean orangutan)
Lineage: Eukaryota; Metazoa; Chordata; Mammalia; Primates; Hominidae
Product: solute carrier family 12 member 3-like
Exons: 4
Coding region: 817-1380 (187 amino acids)
Source: RefSeq, a predicted model, not a curated record